Molecule: messenger RNA, 1788 nt
Organism: Neoarius graeffei (lesser salmon catfish)
Lineage: Eukaryota; Metazoa; Chordata; Actinopteri; Siluriformes; Ariidae
Gene: gjb9a
Product: gap junction protein beta 9a
Exons: 2
Coding region: 310-1095 (261 amino acids)
Biological process (GO): cell communication
Cellular component (GO): connexin complex
Source: RefSeq, a predicted model, not a curated record
CAGCUUAUGUAUCACUCAGUGUGUAAAGUUGUAGCAGCUGUGUUUAGGACAGAGAUGAGAUGGUGAUGUAUUUGGUCUUGUAGGAUUUCUAUCAUCUUAUGUAAGAUGACGCCUCAUGCAUACAAAACACCACCCUGUUCUUUCUCUGUGAUUAGGAAAAUUACCUAAAGGCUGGGUGAAUUCUAUGUUUGUGUAAGAUCUCAAAUCAAGUUUGACUGGAUUCCUCUGAACACAGAUACAGUUUGAGUUCUUUGUUCAGCUUCAGCACAACUCUGGCCGGUUUACGAGAAGAACUGACACAGAUUAGAGAUGAACUGGGCAGGGCUGCAGCUCCUCAUCAGCGGGGUGAACCAGUACUCCACUGCUUUUGGUCGUGUGUGGCUCUCAGUGGUGUUUGUGUUCAGAGUGUUGGUGUUCGUCGUCGCAGCGCAGCGUGUUUGGAGUGACGAAAGCAAGAGUUUUGUAUGCAACACAAGGCAACCUGGCUGCACCAAUGUGUGUUAUGACUACAUCUUUCCCAUCUCCCACAUUCGCAUCUGGGCUCUGCAGCUGAUCUUUGUCACCUGCCCAUCCCUCUUGGUAGUGGCUCACGUUAAAUUGAGAGAAGAGAAGGACAAAAAGUACACAAAACUACACGAGGGUGCACAUCUGUACGCCCACCCAGGGAAAAAGCGAGGUGGGCUGUGGUGGACCUACAUGCUCAGCCUUUUCUUCAAAGCAGGGUUUGAUUGUGCAUUUGUCUACAUCCUCUAUUACAUCUAUGACGGCUUUGACAUGCUACGGCUCUCCAAGUGCUCUCUGGACCCAUGUCCGAAUACAGUGGACUGUUUCAUCGCGCAGCCUACAGAAAAAAAAAUCUUCACUCUAUUCAUGGUGGUUACGUCUGCAUUAUGCAUCAUGAUGUGCUUAUGUGAAAUGUGCUAUCUGAUUGGAAAGAAAAUACAUAAAGCCAUAAUUCGGCAAAAGGUUCCUGGACGGGUUCCUUAUGAACACCAGAAUGCUAUAGAUCAUGGAAAAAAAAGACAGCAACACAGAAUAGAUCCGACACUCACCAGUGUGGAAAACCUCAACUUGCUCAAACAAACAAUUUCGUGAACGGUUAUUACCCUCCUGAACUGUAACUACAGUUAGAGAAUAUGAAUGAAUGCAGAGUCGGUAUUCAUGAAUACAUGUUUCAUGUGAAAAUCCCAAUUAUAUAUUUAUACAAUGAACAUAUUUAGGUGAAAAUAUUUAGAUUAAGCCUGAAAUAUCUGGUAAAUAAAGGGUUAAAACUCAGGAAAGUUGUAAAUAGUCUAACAGAAUAAGAUACUUUUUUAAAAAAAAAAUAAAAACAGUAUGAAUUUCAUUUUAGGCUCAUUGUUGGCUUAAAUAACUUUUUCACCAGUUUUGGAUAUCAUUACUUUUUUAUGCUGCUUCUGUUACAGAGAUGUAUUUAAUAUACAUUUGGAAAUGCAGAGCACACCUUCAGCUCCUAGUUGUGUUGUAUGAGAAAUGAUUGUGGAACUGUAGGAGGUGUGAGAACUCAUGAAAUCCUUGAAAAGAGCUGUGAAUAUAACAGAAAAUAUACACGUUUGUCUUUAUCCCUUACAGUUACUGCAUACCUGAUUGUUUCUGUUAUGUCUCAGGGGUCACACUUUUCCUACUUGUACUUGGUGAGAGAGAGAGAGAAAAAAAGAAGUGUCAGGGCUUAUUUUAUUUAAAUCAGAUAAAACUCGUUUGCAUAACUAUAGGAACUUUUGAAAUAUGCUUCAGUAGUAUGCUACAGUAAAAAUCUUCAUUGAAGUACCA